Tetrahymena thermophila SB210 is the source of this 744-nucleotide messenger RNA. RefSeq lists its product as hypothetical. NCBI's taxonomy places the organism in Eukaryota, Ciliophora, Oligohymenophorea, Hymenostomatida, Tetrahymenidae. The record is from RefSeq and is a predicted model, not a curated record. The transcript has a single exon.
AUAUAAUUAAAAAAACAAUCAAAAAGAUUAAUUUCCCAAAUAACAAAAAUAUAAAUGAAAACUUCAGUAAUUUGUUUAUUCCUUUUGGUUUCUUUCGUUUUAUCCCAAGAAGAACCUGAACCUGCCAAACCUGUCUGGCCCUUAAAAUUCUCUUAAGAUUUUAUUGAAACUUUUUAUGGAUCUACAAAUCACACUAGUGUUGGAGGUUAUUACUACGAUUAUACUACCUACUCUACUCGUUUGGUCAGAUCUAAUGGUAAAUAUGACUAAACUUGCAAUGGAUACAAACAAUACAAUGAAACAAACCACGUUUGUGAAUAAAUUAUUGUUGGUGAAAAUAGAUUUAUUUUCUAUCCAGAUGAUAACGAUUGCUGUUGGUGCUGCAAUGAAGCAUAAGGAUGUGGUGCUCUCAAGCCUCACUGGCUCUAAACAAGUAUUUUCUAGGGUAAGACUACAUUAUACGGUCAAGAAGCUUAUCAAUGGCUCAUCGUUGAAUUACCCAAUAUCAGAAAUAUUGUUUGGGAAACUACUGAAGAAAAUCCUCUUGAAAGAACUCUUUUGAAAAUCCAAAGAGGUUCAUAUGAUGAAGUUUUCCUCGCUGAAACUAGAAGAUUAGAUGAUUUCUAUCCCAUCACUGUUCCUUCUGUUUGUGAUGUCAACAAUAUUUGCCCUAGAGGUUUAUGUCAAUACUUCAGAGAAUAAGCUGCCAACAUAACCGCUCAUGGUCACGUUCAUUCUCAUUGA